AUGGAGGUGAGCACCGUGUCCCCACCUCCCACCUCACCCACAGAAAGAGACGAUCUCUGUGAGAUUGAUGUCACCAGUAUGGCUGUAGACAGUGUCAUGCUGCUCAUCUGCCUCUGUGGUGUGGCUGGGAAUGGGGCUAUCCUCUUCGUCCUCCACAGAAACUCCAUCACACUCUACAUCUUCGACCUAGCCUUUGCUGACUUCCUCUUCCUCCUCCUCAUGGUCCCCUCCACCCUGCUUUACCUGCUGGAGAACAUGUCCUGCUCCAGCAUCAUGCCCCUGACUUACUUGAGGAUACUUUUCCUGCUGUCACUGCUCCCCUACAACCUGGGGCUGUUCCUGCUGACGGCAGUCAGCAUCUACAGGUGCACGUCCAUCCUCUGCCCUCUCUGCUACCACAGGCAUUGUUCCCAGCGCCUUUUGGAAGUGGUGAAUGUCCUGUUAUGGGCCCUGUGCAUCGGUUUCAUUGUCACAGUUACCUCUCUGUGCCUCUGCCAGGAGCACGAGCACUGCCAGGGAGCUCACAUCUCCAUGGACGCCCUCAACCUCCUGCUCUUUGCCCCAGCCAUGGUCAUUUCCAGCACAGUCCUCUUCAUUAAGGUCAAGUCUGACCCCCAUCAGCAGCAACCCAAGAGACUUGACAUUGUUAUCCUCUUCACUGUGCUCUUCUUCCUCCUCUUUGCUCUCCCCCUCAGCCUCUGCAAUUUCCUGCAGCAGCUCGGCUACACCACUGUGUCCUCCCAGGUGGUUUUCCUGCUCACCUGCAUCACAAGCAGCAUCAAACCCUUCAUCUACUUCUUGGUGGGGAGCUGGAGGAGGGACUGCUUCAUGGAGAGCUGCAGGAGGCAUUUCUCCAUGCAGUCCCUAAGGAAGGCCCUUCACAGUGUCUUUGGGGAGCCGGAAGAGAACACUGCCCCCAGCAAUGAUGCCACCAUGGGCACAGCGUUCUGAGUCUGUGAUCCCUUCCACUGCUCUGCUGAAGGACCCCGGGACAGUGGCUGAGGGAUUCCUUGAAUCACCUGAGCCAGGAACUCUCCCAUUUGCUGCACUCGGAGGAUCCUUGAACUCCCACCGAUCCUGGGCGGAUCCCUCUACUCCUCGAGGCUCGACCCUCUGCCGGCGAGCAGCUGCAAAGGCAUCCAGUGUGAGCAUUACACUGCCUUUGAGGGGAAUUUUUCUCAGGGACCUUGCAGUGACUGUUUGUCUGCGUCCACACACGCGUUCAUAUUUCUUGUUUCAUUGACUGGAUUUUCUUUGUAAAGUUUUUUUCUUUGUUGUGCCUGUCUGGUCAGCGCUGGAGCGAACCUGGCCAAUGAGCUCC
Molecule: messenger RNA, 1321 nt
Organism: Pseudopodoces humilis (Tibetan ground-tit)
Lineage: Eukaryota; Metazoa; Chordata; Aves; Passeriformes; Paridae
Source: RefSeq, a predicted model, not a curated record